AUGUCGGAAUGCCGCCAGAAACUCACAAAUGGCUCAUUUGGCCAGGACGCUCAUAGUGCGGGUGCUUUGGACAGCAACGGUCAGUAUGUGUUGGACGUGAAAUCGGCGACCGCUAUCACCUACGACAAGUGCAACACUGAGUGUUCAAAACUCCAAUCGCCAUGGCACACCAUAGACUGGAGCCAGUUCCUUACCAACAUCAGCAGUUGGUUGGUCCCAUGGCUGGCCCUUUUAUCUCAGCUUCCCUACGGUGCGACCGUUGGCGCAGAGAACGUUAUGGCACUGCUUUUGGCAUUAGGCUCGCCUAUAUUGGCCGUCUAUUCAUUGGUGCUCACGGCACUCAACCGACGCCACCUUGCGCGCACUCUAUCACGUAUCGAAUACCCAAAGCUCGAUCGGGUGUACACCAUUCUCGACAAGCUUCAACAGGCUCCACUGUGCGUCGACACACGAGGUGCCAUAUCCCAAAGGCUUGACGUCUUCCCUCUGGACGAUGAGGUGUGGGAUAGGCUACAAACUCUCGGGCUUGACGUGCAUACCUGGACGACUGUAGCUGCAUUCCAAAUGGCCUGGGUUAUCUUUGCAUACGUGCUGACCGUGUUGGUCACGUUUCUGAGUACCAAUUCUACGUCGUCUUACACUACCGGAGGUGAUAUCGGCACCGUCUUUCUUUGGACACUUCCUGUCGUCAUAGGAUGGCUUCAAGUGUCCCCGAUCUCCAGUUCCACUCGCCUCAGAGAGUCGGUCAAAGAAUUGAUGCACGUCUCCGACGGACGUGAUAUGCAACACCCUGCCCUCUUCCUCGAUUACACCGAUCACCUUGCUUUGCGUGAUAUGCAAGCCACACCUCCGAUCUUCAACUACUCGAGAUUCAAGUCCUGGUCGCAUUGUGUGGACUUAGUCUUAGUCGUCCUCCGCCGUGCAGCGCACGACGCACCACACCGCACGUCCGCCGGGUCCACUUUCCAUCGUCAAGGAGAUUCUGAGAGCAAUUGCGGCGCUGAGCAGGGUCAAGACAAAUGGAGAAUCGUUGAGAUGCCGGAGACAAAGAUCAGCACAGGCUUCCCGCGCCGCCUGAUCUAUGCUUCAAUGAUGGCGCUUUUGAUUCAAUGGGGCACUUCAGGCGCGGCUAUCUUGACAUCGAUGUACCAGCUUCCCCGAGGACUUGGAUGCCAUUCUGGCCCUUGGCUCAUGUACGCGAGUGCAUCAACCUUCAUCUGGGUUGUGAUGGUGUUGUCUACUGUCAUCGAUUCCGUAGCUCUUCAAGUCUUCUUGAGUUGCUCAGGCAAGAUGCUCGCGAUCGCCAAUGCCAUCUUUGUAAUCGCGAUGUCUGUUUUGAACGCACUGGGGGUCGACCAAACGUGCUACUGUGGGUCUGCGAGGCCGUUCUUAGGCUCUCGCGCCUAUAUGGUACUUGUUCCGACGUCGCAGGAGACUUCUGCUCACAACGCUUUCUGGGCUGGCGCGGUUGCCCUGUCCGCCAUUGUUGUCGUCUUGUUUGUGGUUAUCUUGAAUGUGAUCCUCCGCGACGCGGAUCUUCUCGCGGCCGAUAUGGGGCGUACAAGAUCCAGACCCGUACGGAGGGACUGGAAUCCAUUCAUGGGCCUCGCCCAACCAUCUACAAGUGUUCCACUUACUGCGCCAGAAUCGGGUAUCCCAACCGACAUCCCCUUGCUGGCGUUCGGCGCUCCUCAACCAUCAUGGGUUGAUUACCAGACCACUGGAAUCGCGCAUUGA
This is a messenger RNA of Peniophora sp. CBMAI 1063, 1737 nucleotides long. Lineage: Eukaryota; Fungi; Basidiomycota; Agaricomycetes; Russulales; Peniophoraceae. The record is from the annotation of a GenBank genome assembly.